UUUUGUCGUAUUUUUAUUUUCAUAUAAUAUUUUAGUGAACUUGUAACUAUAAAAUAUUCCAAUUUCGUUUUCACCACAUUCCACAAUUUUUAUAUAACAAUGGCUGCUGGAUAAUGACGUUUGUUGAUAUCGGCUUGUUGAUGCAAAUACAUGACUGUAAUUUCUUGAUGUGAAAUAGUCCGAUCAUUGGCAAGGUGUUUGUUUUUUUUUUUUUGUCCUCCUCCCUCCAUUUUGAGACCCUCCACUGAGCUAGUGUGAGGGUUAUGGCUUUUCAGUAUCACCGUGAACACCUUUAUGAUAGUGCCAGUAGUGACACGGAGGAUUACUCGGAAUCUGAAGACAGAAAGAAAGCUUGCAUUAAGCGUACAAGUUCUCUUGGGCCUCCUCGUUCUAAACCUUGCCUUGUGAAUCGAGUCCGGUCAAUGAGUUUAGAAGGCCGCAGCAGUGAUAAUGAGGCUACGGACCAAGCUCAAAAGAAGAUCAGUAGUCGUUUUGUUUGGAACUGUCAUGGCAUCAACCCAGGCGAUCCUCGCAACCACCAGAAGAAACUGCCUUUGGACCAGUUCAAGUCCUGCGAAUCUGAAUCAGACACUGGAGGUUCGAAGAGCAUGAGCUGUCGCAGUGGCGACCGCAUUACUUUGGUGGUUGAUGAUACCCGUUUUGUCGUUGAUCCUGAUUUAUUCAGAGCUCAACCAAAUACCAUGCUUGAGAGAAUGUUCACCUCUUCUCUUGAAAACAACUUUACUCGCCCAAAUGAGAGAGGGGAAUAUGAAGUGGCAGAUGGUAUUUCUUCAACUGUUUUCCAUGCAAUAUUGAAUUAUUACAAAACUGGCCUGGUACGCUGUCCCCCCAGCGUGUCUGUUCAGGAACUUCGCGAAGCUUGUGAUUAUCUCCUCAUUCCUUUUGAUUCAGACACAGUGAAAUGUCAAAACCUUCGUGGUUUUUUGCAUGAAUUGUCCAAUGAAGGUGCCCGACAGCAAUUUGAAGAAUUUUUAGAGAAGUUUAUACUCCCUCCAAUGGUUGCUUGUGCAAAGCGUGGAGACAGAGAAUGUCACAUUGUGGUAUUGGCUGAUGAAGAUGUUGUGGACUGGGAUGAAGAAUAUCCACCACAAAUGGGGGAAGAAUAUUCGCAAAUUGUUUACAACACCCAGCUGUAUCGUUUCUUUAGAUACAUUGAGAACAGAGAUGUCGCCAAACAGGUACUGAAAGAACGAGGACUGAAGAAAAUUCGCUUAGGAAUUGAAGGGUAUCCAACGUACAAAGAAAAAAUCAAGAAACGUGCUCGAGGAAGGCCAGAAGUGAUCUAUAACUACGUACAACGUCCUUUCCUGCGUAUGUCAUGGGAAAAAGAGGAAGCAAAAAGCCGACACGUAGACUUCCAGUGCGUCAAGAGCAAAUCUGUUACCAACUUGGCUGCGGCUGCUAGCGACACGCCUCAGGUCGGUGGUGGAGCAGGCAACAAUGGUGCUGGUGGUGGUAGUGGUGAAAACAGAGGUAAUGCAAAUACAGGAGGUGGGGGAGGUAUUGGAUUCAGUGGUGGUGGUGGUAAUAUUGCUAGUGGAAACGAUAUUGGAGGAGAUGGAGGUGGUAAUGGUGCCUCGUCUUUCGUAGGAGUUUAUGCUAAUGCACACCAUCAGCGGCUGCACGAUGGCAGCUUCAAUGUCAUCCCUCCUCAGCCAUCACCUUCAGAACCUUACCCAGGGGUGCAGCUGCCUCCCGAAGGAGACGGAGAAUAAACUGAACAAAGAAAAAAAAAACAAAAACAAAAUGCAUGUCUUGAUCGUGCUUGAAAAAAUUUCAAACACCUUUUUUUCUCUGCAAUAUUGGGUUCUGCUGGUGUUUUGGUCCUUUGAAUUAUUACAAAAUUGGGGCUCUAGAAAUAAUAAAUAAAAGAAGCUACAAUUUCUCUGUAAUCUUGGACCUUGGUGGUGUAUUUCUGUCCGUUCUUUGCUUAUUGCAAAGCUUGACCUUGGUAUAGCCUGAGUCUGAUGUGUAAAUAUAAACAUAACAAGCAGCAAAUGUAAUAAAGAUGAGAGAGUAUGGAUUUUUUUUUUAUUUUUAUCAAUUUUUUUUUCUCUUCUGUACAUGUAUAGAAUAAGUAUGGUAGUAUACACACUCACACACAUUGAAUACAUACAUAUAUCUAAGCUAUACUGAAUACACACAUAUAUAUAAUUUUGCAUUUGUCUCCCUUGCUGGCAUCGUUUGGACAGGUCUUGUCGUGAUCCUUUGCCACUUUGCAAUAAAGACCAAUUAUCAUUA
Molecule: messenger RNA, 2262 nt
Organism: Octopus bimaculoides (California two-spot octopus)
Lineage: Eukaryota; Metazoa; Mollusca; Cephalopoda; Octopoda; Octopodidae
Product: BTB/POZ domain-containing protein KCTD20
Biological process (GO): positive regulation of phosphorylation
Cellular component (GO): cytoplasm
Molecular function (GO): protein binding
Source: RefSeq, a predicted model, not a curated record